UUGUGUCUGGUCAAACCCUAAUCAACUCUUGUAGUCCUAUCGCUCUUAAAACUUCCUUUCGUCUUCCUGCAAAAACCCUAGCCUCUCUCUCUCUCUCUCUCUCUCUCCCCGCUGCUCAACCAACAACCAGAAAGCAAUGACAGGGGAAGCAGUAAACCCUAAAGCGUACCCGCUAGCCGAUGCGCAGCUCACCAUAACCAUUAUGGAUCUUGUUCAGCAAGCCUCUAAUUACAAGCAGCUCAAAAAAGGCGCUAACGAAGCAACAAAGACAUUGAACAGGGGUAUUUCUGAGUUCGUUGUAAUGGCAGCAGACACUGAACCUCUUGAGAUCCUCCUCCAUCUUCCCCUUCUUGCUGAAGACAAGAAUGUGCCCUAUGUCUUUGUCCCUUCAAAGCAAGCCCUUGGACGAGCAUGUGGAGUCACAAGACCAGUUAUUGCAUGUUCUGUGACAAGCAAUGAGGGAAGCCAAUUGAAAUCCCAAAUUCAACAACUUAAGGAUGCCAUUGAGAAGCUUUUGAUCUAAAAGGAAGAGUAAAGAAGCAGUUUCGGUGUGAUGGGCCUCUUGAACGUGGGAGUUGCUCCUUUGGAGGCUUUGACUGAUGGAAGAAGUUGUGUUACGAUUGAAAGACCUUUUCCUUUUGCUUUUAAUUUCUAGUUUUCUUGUGAUGUUUAUUGACCAAUGUGAGAAGUAACGGUUCGUGAGUCACAUCUUUAUGUAAGACAUCGACAUUGUGUUCUAAAACUUAAUCUCCGUAUGUUUCAUUGCUGUAGUUAUUCAAUAGUAUUGCGCUUUUUACUACUA
Rhododendron vialii is the source of this 802-nucleotide messenger RNA. RefSeq lists its product as uncharacterized. Lineage: Eukaryota; Viridiplantae; Streptophyta; Magnoliopsida; Ericales; Ericaceae. Gene Ontology annotation, biological process: mRNA splicing, via spliceosome; maturation of SSU-rRNA; ribosome biogenesis. The record is from RefSeq and is a predicted model, not a curated record. Gene Ontology annotation, molecular function: RNA binding. Gene Ontology annotation, cellular component: U4/U6 x U5 tri-snRNP complex; small-subunit processome; box C/D methylation guide snoRNP complex. The coding region runs from base 137 to 523 and encodes 128 amino acids. The transcript is spliced from 5 exons.